GGCUUGACAUACGCAACUAUAUAUCAGGUGGGAGGUAUAAAGUUUAGCCAAGGAGAAGAUUGAAUGGAGGAGGGAUCUCCAACAAUUGCUGUGCAUUACAAGCCCGGAAAUCGUGUGAUAUAUGAUGAAUCAGGGCUGCCUUCCCGUACGAAUAUUAGUGGACUCGAGCUCGUGGCAUACACAACCAAGUUGUCUUUGGUGUCGAUUGGUAAUGGUAGUAUGAUGUGCGACAAUCGUAGAGUUCCAAGAGAUAGGUUCGAUGAUACACGAGGUUAUGACAAUGAUGAAAUUCGAGGAGGAGGAGAAAUGUUGUUAUCAAAGGUGCGUGGAAAUGGAAUAUGUCUGGUUAUUAGUGACGCUAAAAUAGGUCAAAACUCUAGAGACAAUGGUUUGAUGUCACCGACUAGUGGCAAGUUAGCGGGCAGUAUUUCUUCUUGCUCUGAAAGAAAUGGAAGUAGCUUCGUGUCUGAGAAGGAAUGUGAAGGAGCCAUAGAGGCCAAUUCUGGGGCCACUUCACCUAAUAACGGUGCAGUUCUUAGCAUAAACAAGUCCUAUUCGGUGAAUGGUGGGAAGCAAUGUAUUGGUUUUGAUUCCACACCUCCUCUCUGGGGACUUGUAUCAAUCCGUGGGAAGAGGAUGGAAAUGGAAGAUUCUGCUGUAGCUCUACCAAGGUUUUCGGGAAUCCCUUCUCGAAUGCAAAUCCAUGUCCCCGACACUAAUGCAAUGGCUCGAAAUCCCCUAGCACACUUUUAUGGGGUUUUUGAUGGGCACGGAGGCUGUCAGGUUGCUAAUUAUUGCCGUGAACGGUUCCAUCUAGCGUUAACCGAGGAGCUGCACACUCGGGAGGAGGAUUUGCACAUUGAAAGCAAUGGCAGUAAUUGGAAGGAACAAUGGGAAAAGGCUUUGUUCAGUUGCUUCCGAAAAGUUGACGAUGAGGUUGGAGGGAUAUCCCGAAGUGACAAUGGUUUCGAGUCUGGUGUUGUUGAUCCUAUUGCUCCCGAAGCAGUUGGAUCUACGGCUGUAGUUUCAAUUGUUUGUCCCACGCAUAUAAUCGUUGCCAACUGCGGUGAUUCAAGGGCUGUCCUCUGCCGGGGAAAAUCACCCGUGCCACUGUCCAUUGAUCACAAACCAAAUAGAGAAGAUGAGUAUUCAAGAAUAGAAGCUUUAGGAGGCAAAGUCAUUAAUUGGGAUGGGCAUCGCGUAUCAGGUGUCCUUGCAGUUUCAAGAUCCAUUGGUGACAGAUAUUUGAGGCCAUAUGUAAUCCCGGAACCAGAAAUGACAUUCACCCCUCGGGCGAAAGAAGACGAGUGCCUUAUUUUAGCGAGUGACGGUCUCUGGGAUGUGAUGGGCAAUGAGGAAGUGUGUGAUGUGGCAAGGAGAAGAAUCCUCCUCUGGCACAAAAAGAAUGGCGGCACCCCGUCUAAAGAAAGAGGCGACGCCGCCCCGUCUAAAGAAAGAGGCGACGCCGCCGCCAGUGAUCCUGCCGCUCAAGAUGCAGCACAGUACCUGACGAGAAUCGCGCUCCAGAGGGGAAGCCAAGACAAUAUCUCUGUUAUUGUGGUGGACUUGAAAGCACAGAGGAAGUUCAAGAAGAAAGUGUAAUGUUGAACAGUCUCUCAAUCAGCUCUCAUAUAUUGCUGGGAAUAUUUGCAGAAUCCAGCCCCCUUGUUUAUGCAGGCCAAGGUUGCAGAAUUUGUAGUAUGAUAUUAAAGUGUUUUGACAAUAAACAUUUUUAGGGAAAUGUUUGGUCAAAACCUUAAACAUGCUUUUGCAAGAAAUCCUUGUGCUCUGAGAUACUCAGCCUUCUAUUCUUUAUUAUAUUAAUAUAUGGAUAUGACAUUUUGCUUUGCUA
Molecule: messenger RNA, 1852 nt
Organism: Ipomoea nil (Japanese morning glory)
Lineage: Eukaryota; Viridiplantae; Streptophyta; Magnoliopsida; Solanales; Convolvulaceae
Product: probable protein phosphatase 2C 50
Exons: 4
Coding region: 64-1602 (512 amino acids)
Biological process (GO): protein dephosphorylation
Molecular function (GO): protein serine/threonine phosphatase activity; cation binding
Source: RefSeq, a predicted model, not a curated record